UAACUUUAAAAGCAGCUUGAAAAACACAAAAUCUACAGAAGUUCCAGCUUUACAUGUUCCUACUGAUUGUUGAGAUACCAACACAAAAAGAUUGAUAUCGUAAGCAAGAAUACAGAGUCUGGGUGUUCAGGGUGGAUUACAUAGACUGUUACAGCAGUAGAAUACAAUAAUCAAGAAUGGCACGUGCCAGGGAACAUCCCAAUUGUUUCCGUGUAGCAAUGACUCUUAUAAUCAUAAGUGGAUUAGUAAUCGUUAUAGGGGGAGUGGUACGGCUAAUAAUAGACCGUUCUGUUGAUGGUGGAGGUCUUAUCAUCAUCGCUAUGGGAUCGUUUCCAGUUUUAAUAGGUAUUCUAGUUUGGCUAAAAAGAUUUGGACAGAUUAAACUACAGAAUCAACAGUCUAAUGUAGCACGAUCGACUAAUUCGGAGAAUACAACUGAUGAAGCACCUGAGACACAACAGGUUUCCUCCCCUCCGCGUUAUGGAGUCUCAUUAUUUGAUCUAAUGCCAUGCACGCAUGUACUGGAUAUAAACCCAACAGAAAGAGCAACCAUAAAUCCCUCUGUAAGGUCAACUGAGAACACUGGUCUGACCAGCAUCGGAUCCCCAACUAAUGAGGCACAACAGGUUUCCUCCCCUCCGCGUUAUGGAGGCUCAUUAUUUGAACGAACGCCAUACUCGCAUAUACUGGAUAUAUACCCAGCAAACAUAAAUUCCUCUGAUGAGGACACUGGUCUGACCAGCAUAGAAUCCCCAGGUCAUGAGGCACAACAGGGUACCUCCCCUCCGCGUUAUGAAGCCUUAUUUUUAGAACCGCCGCCAUACUCGCAUGUACUGUAUAUAAACCCAACAGAAAGAGCAACCACAAAUUCCUCUUAAAGAUCAAAUGAAGACACUGGUCUGACCAACAUAGAAUCCCCAGGUCAUGAGGCACAACAGGUUUCAUCCCCUUCA
Molecule: messenger RNA, 953 nt
Organism: Owenia fusiformis
Lineage: Eukaryota; Metazoa; Annelida; Polychaeta; Sabellida; Oweniidae
Source: the annotation of a GenBank genome assembly